CCGUUUUGUCUUCCCCAACAAGCCCCCAUGCAAUAUUGCACUUUAUAAAGCACCCACUUUGUUACAUCCGCUUCAUUCAAACGGUGGCAUUUAAUUGUACAACAGUAAGAGGAGUACAGUAAUCUGCUAUAGGCACACCUAUUAUCUUGCUUCCUCAACCUCAGAAAUUAGAAUAGAAACUCAUUGCUUGAAUCUUUCAGUCUGCAGCUAGAAGAAACUCACACAAUGGCUGCAACUUGCUUUGGAAUGCCUACAAUUUCAUCUGUGAGCCCAAUUGCAAGAAGGGCUGAUACUAACCAGAUUUCUAGAAAUUCCAAAUUUGUGUCCCCUUGCAAGAGGGAUGUGAAAUUCAUAGUUAGAAGUUUGGCUGAGGACGAUAAGGUCAAAGAGGUAGCACAACCAGAAGCUUCACCCAAGCCAACUUCUCCCCCAAAGCCCAAGGUGAGCACCAGCUUCUCAGAUGUGCUGGCCUUCAGCGGGCCGGGCCCUGAGAGAAUCAAUGGGCGAUUAGCCAUGAUUGGGUUUGUGGCAGCCAUGGGAGUCGAGCUGUCUAACGGUCAGGACAUUUUUUCUCAGGUAGAAAACGGUGGAUUUCCCUGGUUUUUGGGCACGAGUGUUUUGCUGUCAUUGGCAUCUUUAAUCCCGAUGUUUAGAGGUGUAACGGCCGAGUCAAAAUCUGGGAAUUUGAUGACAUCAGAUGCUGAGCUGUGGAAUGGGAGGUUUGCUAUGUUGGGUUUGGUGGCUCUUGCUUUCACCGAGUUUGUGAAAGGUGGAGCUCUUGUUUGAGUUAGUCUACAGGUGGUAUUGUAAUUUGUAGCUGUCAAUGUGGGUUACUUGUGGAUUUGUUUUAGUAUGUGAAAUCUGUGUAGAAUGUGAACCUGGAAAUUAUUUGGCUCUAGUGGGAAAGUUUAUAUCAUUGUGUUCAAUAUGGUGAGAUUGUUAUCAAGGUUUUGUUAUUAUUCUCACAUAUUGAUUUGAAACUUGCCUGUAUAGACAAUUGGAGUCCUUUUCUUCAGCUUCUUAUGAUUAAUAUGAUCAAUUAAAAUUUGGAGUAAAUUGUAAUCUUAG
Molecule: messenger RNA, 1068 nt
Organism: Striga asiatica
Lineage: Eukaryota; Viridiplantae; Streptophyta; Magnoliopsida; Lamiales; Orobanchaceae
Source: the annotation of a GenBank genome assembly